CCGAAACAUUAUACUCUUUUUUCUCUUAUAUUAUUCCUCUAAUAAUGGAUAUUUCUGAUCCUGAUUCUCCCUCUAAAGGGCGUCUUGGUUCUAUUCUCUUAAACAAAUGGGAUUACAUGGCUAAAAAAGAUAAAAAAAUGAAGUUUAUACCAAAGAUUAUUAAGACUCAGAAUAAUGGAGGAAGGGAUUUAUUAGAUGUAGAUGUAAAGAAGGAGGAACAACCAUUAUUAAUUGAACCAGAGGCAAAGAUGAUAUUAGAUGAUGAUCAGGUAGAGGACAAAGAUGUAGAGGUGAAGAGUGAGGAGUCGAGAGAUGAUAAUUAUAGAGGACCAAUAUUAAUGGAAUCAUCAUUAUCUAGUAUGAGAAGUCAAGGAAGAAGGGAAGUUUUUAGGAGGGAAAUGGAAUUGGAAGAAGAAAAGGAAUUUUCAGAAAGUGAUGAAGAGGGCGUUUUUAAAAUAAAUAUGGAGAAACUGAAUAAAUUAACAAAUAAAGAUGUAAAUAAUAUGAUGUAUCCGGUAUCAUUACUUUAUAUGGAAUGUAAAGAGGGUAUUAUGAAUUUUGAAGAAAGGGAAUUGGAUAAAUUGUUAAAAGAACAAGAUAAAAAUGAAGAUCAGAGGGUUUUAAAUGAUAAAUCAAAUGGGGAGUUUAAAUCUAUUGAGAAUGAUUCUUUAAGAUUUGAAAUUGAAAAAAAUGUAUCUAAAACUACAUCAUCAUAUCCUAUAAAUAAAAAAAUGAAAAAAAAAUACAGCAAAUCGAUGUCAGUGGAGGAAGAGCGAGAAAAGGAGAAGCUUUUAGAUGAUUUCAAAGUAUUUACACAUUAUUUUAUUGAUAAAUUAUCAGGUGAUAUGAAGAAUUCAAAUGAAUUACUUUUCUUUCAAUUUCCACCUGUAUUACCGGUAUUAUUGAAAACUCAAAAUACGAAGGAUGAAAUUCCAGAAAUUAAGAUUGAAAAUAAAGAUAAUAUGAAUAUUGAUUCUGAACAAAAUAUUCCUCAUAAAACUACGUCAUUGGAUUAUACUGUUUCAGAUCAUGAUAAAUUAUCAGGAAUGUUUUCAUUGCCAGAUUCUGAGGAAUUUAAUACAUUUAAACAAUAUCUUCCUGAUGGAUGUGUUGGACAAUUAAAAAUUCGAAAAUCAGGAAAAACAGUAAUAUUGUGGGAAGGUAUUGAAAUGAAUGUUACUUUAGGGAGUGAUUUCGAAUUUUUGCAGGAUAUAGUUGCUUUGGAUUAUAAAAAUAAUAAAAAGGCAUGGUUAAUGGGUAGAACAAAACAGAAAUUUAUAGUAACACCAGAUAUAGAGAAAUUGCUAGAGUAAUUUGGAGAAUUUUUAUAUUAUCUAUUUUUUUAAAAAAAGCU
Molecule: messenger RNA, 1354 nt
Organism: Pneumocystis carinii B80
Lineage: Eukaryota; Fungi; Ascomycota; Pneumocystomycetes; Pneumocystales; Pneumocystaceae
Exons: 6
Coding region: 45-1313 (422 amino acids)
Biological process (GO): transcription by RNA polymerase III
Cellular component (GO): RNA polymerase III complex
Molecular function (GO): DNA binding
Source: RefSeq, a predicted model, not a curated record